This is a messenger RNA of Caenorhabditis angaria, 3472 nucleotides long. The record is from the annotation of a GenBank genome assembly. NCBI's taxonomy places the organism in Eukaryota, Metazoa, Nematoda, Chromadorea, Rhabditida, Rhabditidae.
AUGAUUCAACUCGCUUCUCCUGAUAUCUUGAUAAUCGCCUAUGAUGUUAUAACAUUUUUAAGUAUUCCAAUCUAUUUUCUCGGAUUUUAUUGUGUUAUCAAAAAAAGUCCGAAAGGCAAUAAAACUCUCAAAAUUUGCAUGUUAAUGUCAUGUUUCUGGUGUGUUGUUAUGGAUUUUAUUAUAACUGUUUUAGUGAAACCAACUUUGCUAUUUCCCGAAUUUUGUAUUUAUACUCUUGGUUGGCUAACUGAUUAUUUCGAUUUUUCGCAAGAAUUUCAAACAUAUUUGGUUAUUUUUGUGAUUGCUGCAGUUGGAACAUCUUGUGUUUGUAUAAUGGAAAAUCGAUAUCAUCACAUAAAAGAUAUACGCAUUCGUUCUUCCACAGUUCAAAUAACAAUAUAUACAAUGGAUUUAUCAGUUGCUUUCAUUUUCGAAGUAAUUCUACAUUUCUAUAUUCCCGAUCAACAAAGUUCCAAAAAAUUGAUGUUCGAAAAAAUGUCUUUAUUUCCAGAAGCAUAUUAUAAAUUACCUAUGUUUGUGAUUUCUGUUGAUAAAGUUUUCACACUUAUCAAACUUGCUAUUUUUAUAUUUUUCAUUGUUGGACAAUUUAUAAUAUAUUUUAGUGUAACUUAUUAUGAAUUAUUUAUGAUAACAAAUAUUGCAAUGAGUGCGUCAACUAGAAAAUUUCAAAGAUUAUUAUUUAUUGAUGUCACAAUUCAAAGUGUUGUUCCAACAGUUUGUAUUGGUGCUCCUUUUAUUUUAUUAUUUGGGAUUGGAAUUACUGGCUAUUAUGAUCAAGGUAAAUGUUUGUUAGCUUUUUUUUUCAAUUUUAAAUCGGAACUAAUUCAUGCUUCAGUAGUUUCAAUUUUCUGAUCGCAUUCCGUCAAAUUUCAAAGAUUCAAAACAUCGACACCUUUCAGGUCUCAAUAAUUUCAUGUUUCUACUUGUCAGCUUACACGGAAUUAUCAGUGUUUCAACGAUGAUUCUCAUUCACAGACCAUUUCGCCGUUUUCUUUUUCGACAAAAAACUGGAAUGUCAAUGGAUCAUAAAAGUGUUGUUAGUGCUAUCAAAAAUCAGUCCAUGAUUCCGAAAAGAAGAUUGACGUCAGUUAUUUGAAGAUUCUUGCAAUAUAUAUAUAAAUGUUUCAUAAAUACCUCAUAAUUUUGGUUUGCACAUUGAUCAUAACAAAUUUAAAAAAAUAAAAAAGUUUCAUAAUUACUUUUUACAUGGGAGAUAGAAAAUUAAUACGUGAUUACUAGUCAAGUGAAAAUAUCAUCAAAAUUGCUAGGCAAUCUGUUUCUGUUCGAAUGAAUAACCAAACUUUCAUAUUAACAAUCAUGAAAGUUGAAAACCCAUAUUUCCUUCUGAUAACUUAUGAUAUUAUAAGUUUAUCGAGUGUUCCAAUUUAUAUUCUUGGAUUCUAUUGUGUUCUCAAAAAAUGCCCAAAAAAUAGUAAGAAUUUGAAAUGGUGUAUGUUGAUGUCUUGUGUUUGGUGUUCAAUUAUGGAUUUGGUUACAAACACACUUGUCAAGCCAAUGGUUUUGUUUCCCGAAUUCUGUUUAUAUACUCUAGGUCCACUUACAAAAUAUUUUGAUUUCUCACAAAAGAUCCAAGUAUUCAUGUUUGUAUUUGGGUUGGCAGGAGUUAGCACAUCUUGUGUUUGUAUAAUUGGUAACCGUUAUCACCAUAUUAAAAAUAUCAAAAUGCGUCCAAUUACUUUUCAAUUAUUCCUAUAUUCGUGUAACUUUUCGAUACAACUCUUAUUCAUGGUUUCACUUUAUAUUUUUAUUCCUGAUCAGGAAACUGCUUUGAAAAUAGUUUUUCAAAAUCUUCCCAGCAUUCCUUCAAAUUUUCUUCAAUUGAAACUACCAUUCGUAGUUUCGAUAAGCAAACCAUUUACACUCACGAAAUUCUCAGUUAUCGGAAGUUUCCAAAUUGUUGAAUUUUUCAUAUUUUUCGGUGUCACAUAUUACCAACUUUUUAUGAUAACAAACAAUCUAAUGAGCAAUGCUACGAGAAAAUUUCAAAAAUCAUUAUUCAUCGAUGUAACAAUUCAAAGUUCAGUUCCAAUUUUAUCCAUGGCUAUUCCACUUUCAUAUUUCAUCGGAGCAGGAAUAUACGACUAUUACAAUCAAGGUAACAUUUUUUGAUGAACGUUAACUUUUUCUAACUACUUAAUUUCUCAGCUCUGAACAACAUCGUAUUUAUUUCAUUCAGUCUACACGGUAUAAUAAGUGUUUCUACAAUGCUACUAAUUCAUAAACCGUUUCGUCGUUUUAUAUUUUAUCAAAAACAAAAUAAUACCCCAAUCACUUCUCGGCCACGGAGAGACAGAAAACCUUGAAAAUAACUCGAUUUUUUUUCAAUAAAAAUUAAUCAUAAUACAGGAUGUUUUGUCUUAUACGAGUUCUCAAAUGUAAUAACAAAGAAAUAAAACAUAAUUAUUUUUUAUUUGUUUUUCUAAAUGGAUACAGUAGGAUCCCCAGAUUUUUUCACAAAAUCUUAUGAUUUCAUAAGUAUAUCAAGUAUUCCAAUUUACAUUCUUGGAUUCUAUUGUGUUCUCACAAAAUGUCCAAAAAGUAGCAAAUCGUUCAAAUGGUGUUUGUUAAUCUCUUGUGUUUGGUGUGUAAUUAUGGAUUUGAUUAUGAAUACAUUAGUUCAACCUCUAACGUUAUCACCAGCAUUUUGUUUUUAUACGUUAGGUCCGCUCACGGAAUAUCUUUAUGUAUCUCAAGAGUUUCAAAUAUUCAUGUUUGUAUUUUCGGUGGCAGGAGUUAGCACAUCUUGUGUUUCAAUAAUUGGCAAUCGUUAUCAGCAUAUUAAACAAAUCAAGCUGAGUUCAUUUAUCUUCCAGAGCAUUCUCACUUGUUUGAACUUAUUUGCAACAUUCCUAUUCAUACUUGCACUCUAUUUGUUCAUCCCUGAACAGGAAUCAGCUCUCGAACAUGUUUUCAAAUCACUUCCUGAUCUUCCUCCAAUUUUUCACCAAAUGAGAACUCCAUUUGUUAUCUCAAUAAACCCACUUUUAACAAUAUUGAAACUCUCGCUUAUUGGGACCUUUAUCACCGGAGAAUUCGUUUUUCUUUUCGGAGUCACAUUUUAUGAAUUAUUUAUGAUAACAAAUCAUUCAAUGAGUCAUGCCACCAAAAAGUUACAAAAAGAAUUAUACAUUGAUGUAGCAAUUCAAAGUAUGGUUCCUAUUCUCCUUAUGGCUAUACCGGCUUCAUAUUUCGUAUUUGCAGGAAUUUUCACGUAUUACAAUCAAGGUAAUAACAAUAAUACUGACUACGGAAAUUAAUAUUUGUUUUCUUUUCAAUUUCAGCUCUCAAUAACAUCGUAUUCAUCUUAUUCAGUUUACAUGGAAUUGUUAGUGUUAUAACAAUGUUACUAAUUCACAAACCAUUUCGUCGAUUCUUAUUUUGUACCAAAGUGAAUACAGAAACAAAAAGCGAAGUUAUUGUACAAUCUUGA